Centrocercus urophasianus (Greater sage-grouse) is the source of this 4039-nucleotide messenger RNA. RefSeq names its product nucleoporin NUP42-like. Lineage: Eukaryota; Metazoa; Chordata; Aves; Galliformes; Phasianidae. The coding region runs from base 3270 to 3911 and encodes 213 amino acids. The transcript is spliced from 3 exons. The record is from RefSeq and is a predicted model, not a curated record.
UAAAUCCCCCCAUGUCCCCCCUGCCCCCCCCAUAUCCCUCAAAUGUGGCUCUCCUGCGUGGAAAUCUGUAGGUGGGAAGUAGAACCAAGUUUCAGCUUUGUGUAUCUGUCAAAAUGAGAAGACGGUGCCUUUGAGUAAAGAUAGGGCACCUGGGGUUCAUUCACCAUUUUUUAACCCUUUCAGAAAUGACCUAUUACCCAGGCAAAGCAAAGCAGUGACCAGUGGCACCACAGAUUAAACACGAUCUGAGGUGAAUCUGGGGAAGCUAGAUUAUCACCAGCUGUUACAGUAAUUUUACCUUUUCCACUGUGGCAGUGCCCAAGGGCCCAGACCUUUGGGAUAGUGUUUAAAGGCAAUACUGGGUGACUUAGAGGAGUCUGGUGCCUGCCAUGAUUUAAGCAUACAUACACAAAGGAGCAGUCACUGUGCAUGGCACUGGAUAUCCUCAGGCAUGCUGGUGCCUGUUUUUCUCUGUGCUUUACAGGCAGGGCCAUCUGUGGGCUAAAGACUAUUAAGCAGGAAAAGUUUGUUUAUGGAAAGGCUUAAAUUCUUUAUAAAGGAAUCCCAGCCUAUACUGAAAAUGUGGUGUGGCUCCACUAAGCAGAAAUUAAAAAUGCUUUCUCUGACUUGAGAGUGUUGCAGUGACUGAUACACCAAUGAGACACAGACAGCUCCUCUUCAUUGCCAAAUUCUCAGGGUUGCAGCUUGUCCUGUGUGAUAGGAAAAAAGCCACCUUGCCAUGCUUUAUCCUAGGCAAGAACUGAUAGCACAGUAAAACUGGAAUUGUAUCACAUCAGUGCCCGAGUGAUUUAUUACGAUCUAGGGCACUAUGUCUCACCUUGGAUGUACGAGUUCCAAGGAGAAUUUCGGUUUUCACAAGGCGGCAUUAAAUGGCCAGGGAUGGCAAUGGGUACCAAAGGUGGCUGCCACGUGCUGCCAUGAGGCAAUGCAGGCAGUGACAUCACUGCAUGCCUUGUCCUGACUCAUGUCUCAGCCUGGGGGAGUUACUCUAAGGAAGUCUCCUGCAGCUUUCCACUUACUGAAUUAGUCUUCUGGGCAGCACUGGGAUGGAAAAUGAUUGCUUCUGCUCCAGGCAUCUAAUGCAACCAUGCAAUGAAUUUUCUUAUUUGCUCCCAGUCCAGAAAAGUCAACACAGCUCCACAGGAUGCACUGAAUAAAUAUUAAUAUUGCUGUCCUUACUCCCUGAGCUCAUUUUUGCUCUUGGUGAAUUGAUUCUCAUUUACUCUGUGAAUACAAAGUGAGCAGUUUUGUUAAACCUCACAGUUGCUCUAACCUGCAGAGAAAAGCUUGGUGUCGUCUAUCUCAUUCCCUGUUUUCCAAGACACACACAGAUGAUUUGCAGAGUUACUGGGCUUCAAACCAGGUGUCUGAUAAACAAUCUGCUUCUGAAAUGGUGGAAUGCAGCUGCUUUUGCAUUCUCCAGCAGAUUUCAAUGUGCCUGUGACAGUAGUAAGUAUUAAAUCAUAAAUAGCAUCUGUACAAGAUGCUCUUCUUCCUUCCUCAUUUUGACAGACACUUGUCAGGAGCCACAGGAACACGAAUGUAGAGCACAGACACCCAGUUACCAAGCAGUGUUUCAUUACCGUAUGUUAAUUACAUUUUUGAGAAGUUCUAGGAAAUCAGGAACAUAAAACAUGCAGGCGUCUUCUUUCCAUUGAUCAGAGAACUGUGCAGCACAGCUGCAACUUCUCCCAAGUCUUUACUGCAGGAAGGAUUCUGAAAAGAAAAAAAAAAAAAAAAAGCCUCUCCCUUUUCCUCAGGCUUUUUUUUUCUUUUUUUUUCUUUUUCUUUUCUAAAAACAAAAAGCAAAUAAAAGCAUAAAAAGAAGAGAUUUCUGGGGAUAGCUGGAAUAAACUCUACUCAAGUUCAGCAUUCAACACGAUGUUUCUGUGUCUUAGGAGUAAAUGAGUGGCAAGUUCCAGGCAAGGCCCAGCUGGCUAAGUGCAAGUUUUCUAGUAUAGCUAGGAACUGGAUUGGCUCUUUGGCUGCCAAGCCCACCUCCAGUAAUUAGAAGCUGAAUUAGAAGCUAAUUGACUCUGCAAUUCACUUCCAGUGCUCAUUAUCACUUUGAUAUUUAAAGUACUUGUAAAACUGAUGAAUCUGUACUUGUGAUUUCUCUGAAGUGAGAAAAUAAAACAAGUUCCAGAUGAGUAGCUGGGUGGUAAUUAUCUGUUAAUAUUGUUCUACAUGUUGAUUUUGGUAAUGGCUGUAUUUUAUUAAGGACUAAUGAGUCAUCUUCAGUGCUUCAAGUCCAGGUGACAAGGAAAAACCCAGCAAAGGACAGUUACAGCCCACGGCAGCAGCAGCAGCAGUGCUGUGGGUGCAGUUCUGUUACCCAAAGCCUCCUGAGGAGAUGACAUUUGGAGAUCAGCUGAGUGAUGUUUGUGGAGCAAGCUCCUCUCAGGAAAAUUAAGGAAGCAGAAAUGCAAAUGCCCAGCACUCAGCUCCUGCAGGCAUUUGGAAUGCAGUCAGCUUUGCCAUUCGUUUACAUUUUCAUUUUUUCAGGAAAGUGGUCGCAUUGGCAGUUUCUUGUGUAACUCCAGAGGGCAAUUUUGUAUUUUUGUUGUAUUCCCUUUGGAGCAUGCUGAUUGUUUGCCUCCCUGCAAGCUUUCCAGAGAUCUCCCCUGAGGAGCUGCACCUGGCGUAUUAUAACUGCAGUGCAAUGGAGAGCACAGGAUACUAUGUAAGUAUUCAGAACAACUGAGCUUUCUGUGGACACGCUCAGGGUAGCAGUGGUUCCUGUUCUUCAGGUGGCCGCUCUUGACUCAGUGAAUACCAGUGCCCUCAUACGUUCACUUUUCUGUGCAGGGAGUAGAAAACAGCAGGAGCUGCUGGCCUGAAGGCUUUGCCAUUACUGAGCAACCUGAUGUGGCCAUAGGUGACCCUGUUCACUGCAGGGGAAUUGGGUCAGAUGGCUUUAAAGGUCCCUUCUGACUCAAACAGGUCUAUGAUUCUCCCUGCCCCUUUCUGAUAACUGCGUGGCACAGGCCUCACCAAUGAUGCAGGUACAAAACGUAUUAUCCAAAGCAGGAGUUUCUGCUCAUAAAGUGGGGCAAAACCUGAAUUGUCCAGUCUGAAAUUUCCUUGCAGUAGCUCAGAUCACUCUUGUUCCCCCUUUUAAAGAAGGCAAAGGGGGGGAAAGGGGGGGAAAGGGACCCAAAUAAGAAAAAAACAAAAGCCAUGCUUAACAAAAGCAUGUUUGUGUUUUCCCACGUUUAGAUAAACGCUGUCCAUCAGUAUGUGCAACAAUGGAGAAACAGGCUGCAGGAGCUGAAGGCUUUAAAUGCCUGGAGAACAGCAUCGAUGCUACUUUGGAGAGAGAAAGUGGUCACUCCACCAUUACCUUCUCUUGGAUUGGGAGGACAGUAAGUCCCAAGCACUGGGUUCCCAAGCUCUCCAGCCAACAGCAGCAGCGGUGCUGCCCGCUUGUCCUUGCAAAUCCCAGCGUCUCAUCUGGAAGCGCUCCAGCUGUGGGGAGCUCUGCUGCUGCCUCCAGUCCUCCUGCACUCGGGGUGACGUCCUCCCACAGCUGUCCCCAUCCUGUUGGGACUGGGGAUUCUGCAGCUCCAUCCACAGCCCGCUCCUCACUUAACGCUCCUGGAACGGCCGCUGGUCAUGGACUUCUGGGCUUCCAGGCCCUGCGAGCCCUGCUGCGGCAAAUCCUUCCAGCACCGCUCCGCUUGCUGUCGCUGCUCCCAAGGCAGCUACAGAACCUUCUCACCCGGGUGCAAGCAGUGCUUUGGCCACACCGACUGCCGGUGCCUCUGCACACAGCGCCGCGUCUGCGCCUCCUGCAUCCACACGGCAUCAGAGCAGGGCAGUUACACACACCAAGGAGGGAACUAACGGCCAGAGAGCUGGAGCAGUUCAGAGCCAAGAAGUUUCGCUAGGAAAGGUCCUUCUGAAGCCACCACCAGCAGACCUUUUGUAUGAUAAGGAUUUAAGUUAAUUCUGAAGUUAUAUGCCUUAAUUAAAUAUAAAUUAAUACAUUAUAUUAUAUUAUUUACAUAUGCCUCAA